This is a messenger RNA of Striga hermonthica, 768 nucleotides long. The record is from the annotation of a GenBank genome assembly. Lineage: Eukaryota; Viridiplantae; Streptophyta; Magnoliopsida; Lamiales; Orobanchaceae.
AUGAAUACGUCUGGAAAUAUCAAUCUAAAAUCUAGACCUUCAAAGCCAGACAAGGGUAGGCGUAGUUGGAGUCGCCAAGAAGAAGAGAUUCUGAUUGCAGCUUUGAAAGGGAUUGUCGCAAGUGGAUGGAAAUCUGAAAAUGGUUUUAAGAUGGGCUUUUUGAAUGUUCUUGAACAAGAGUUGGUUAAAGCAAUACCAGGUACUGAUUUGCGAGGUAUGCCACACAUAAACUCCAAAAUUCAUGUUUGGAAAAAGAUUAUGAUUGAUGGAAAUGCACGUCUGAUGCAUUGCAAAAGUUGGUCAUUUUAUUAUGACUGGAUUGAGAUAUUCGGGAAGGAUCGAGCGACGGGACAGCAGGUUGAGGACAUCUUUGAGGCGGUUAGCAACGUGAACUUGUCAGGAUCUGCUCGUCCAGAUAGUCAGCCAGAAGACAUGAAUGACAUAAACUACGGGACUCUUGAAGACUUCAACGACACAAUGUCGGAGAGUAACCCCCAAUCAUCUGCCGGGACUAAAAAAAGUACUGGUUGUAAGCGCAAGUCAUCUGAAUCUACUGAUCCAUUAUGUGAAAUUAUGAAAUCAUUCUCUGGAAACACAAGUACGAGGUUGAUGGAAAUUGCAACUCGGCUUGGGUACGAUUACGGCAUCUCGCGUGCUCGUAAGGAUGUGUUCUCUUUUGUUUGCGGGAUUGAAGGUCUGAACCUUCAGGAGCAGCUACUCGUUUCCAAAAUAUUGGUGAAAAACACAGAUGAAAUGGAUUUUUUUUAA